CCUGCAGCAAGCAGUACAACACUAGCAAAGAUCGACCUAUCGAGAGCAAAGGUAGCUAGCUUCUAAGGAGACUAAGAGUUAGAAGAAAGAUGGCGGCGGGAGGCGUGUGGGUGUUCAACAACGGGGUGAUGGAGCUGGAGCAGGAGGCGACGAGCCGGAAGGCGCUGGUGUACAUGCCGGCGAACGAGACGAUGAGGUCGCUGGAGGCGCUGGAGCGGCGGCUGGGGUCGCUGGGGUGGGAGCGCUACUACGAGGACCGCGCCAUCGUGCAGCUCCACAAGCGCGGCGGUGUCGACCUCAUCUCCCUUCCCCGGGACUUCUCCCGGCUCCGCUCCACCCACAUGUAUGAUGUCGUCGUCAAGAACCGCGACCACUUCAAGGUCGUGGACCUCUAGACGUGCAUAUGCUCGCCUAAGCUUUCCCAACUAAACUAGGUAUAUAUCCAUACAUACAUAUUAUUAUCUCCGUCUCAAAAUAUAAGAUGUUUAUAAAAACGUCUUAUAUUUUAAGAUGAAGGUAGUACGAAUAAACGCGGUUUGUGAUGAUGUGUUUGUGUGAUGUUACUGUGUACACGUACCUACGGUUCGUGGAGAUAUAUACUAUGUCUAUAUGAUUGUAAGAAUAUGAAAAUGUAGCUUUGAAAAA
This is a messenger RNA of Triticum aestivum (bread wheat), 645 nucleotides long. Its product is annotated as flowering-promoting factor 1-like protein 5. The record is from RefSeq and is a predicted model, not a curated record. Lineage: Eukaryota; Viridiplantae; Streptophyta; Magnoliopsida; Poales; Poaceae. Gene Ontology annotation, biological process: regulation of flower development. The transcript has a single exon. The coding region runs from base 90 to 395 and encodes 101 amino acids.